AUGGGUAAGAAAGUGAAACGGAUGGCCGAGUCCAAGACUCUCCUUAGGGAGAUUGCAGAGCUUUUCAAUAAAACAGACCAUGCCGACGUCAAAAUUCGUAUCGGCGAGUUCGAGUUGCCGGCCCACGGCUUAGUCCUAGCGGCUCACAGCCCAUACUUCAAAAAAGCCCUCAAGGGCAACUUCCAAGAAAGCGAGAGCAAGACGUUUCAAUUCCGCGAAGGAAGUGCACAUGCGUACUGGAGAGUCUUCGAGUUCAUGUACACCAACAAUUAUUCCGAAGAAGUCGAAUCGAUCGAAGCGCAAGAUGACGCCGAUGAAUUGACGAAGCACGUGCAAGUCUAUGUCUUGGCAGAUUUCUUCUUGAUGCCAGAACUGAAGAGAUUUGCCGUCGAAAGACUCAAACCAAAGCUUGAAGAGCUUUGGGUGAGCGAAUCUUUCGUAGGCUGUAUCAAAGAGACGUACGAAUCAAUCAACCAAUCGGGUCAACAGAUCAGGGAUGCUAUCCUUCGAGUCGUUAAGAUAAAUCUUGACAGCCUGUGGUCGAAAAAGAUAUUUCGUGAUCUCGUGUAUGAAGGAGGCGAUUUCCCAGGCGAUCUUGUCGGACAAUUCGUGAGCCGCUCAAAUAGCAAGAUCAAUGUGAAACAGGAUGAGGUUGAAGAAGCCAACUCUUCGUUCUAG
Molecule: messenger RNA, 678 nt
Organism: Colletotrichum tamarilloi
Lineage: Eukaryota; Fungi; Ascomycota; Sordariomycetes; Glomerellales; Glomerellaceae
Exons: 3
Coding region: 1-678 (225 amino acids)
Molecular function (GO): protein binding
Source: RefSeq, a predicted model, not a curated record